CACGUGUUGGAGAGAGAUGAUGGUAAAGACUGGCACUUUGGAAAGAGACUCUGCAACAGCGCGAUGCCGGCGAAAGCGAAGCCGAAAACGAAUACCCACCACUGUAGUAACAACAACAGCCGUGGCGUCUUGGCGACAUCCCCCCCUCGACGCGCUUCCGCGUAGCCCCCUGCUUGUUGGGGUGGUGGUGGUGGCUCUGCUGGGGUCCGUCGCCGACGCCGUAGGCGGCAGCGGUAGAAGGGGUGGUGAUAGCAGCGUGCCUUGGUGGUAUCCUUCGAGAGACUGGGGACUGCCUUCCGAUGCCGUCGGCAGCGGCGGGGGCGAGGCGGGAGGGGGCGGGGGUUGGACGGGGCUGGGGGUCCCCCGACGACGAUUCAGGGAGGAGGCGAAGCUAGCCGAAGACUCCGUUGCGAGUUGGGUGGCGUCUGGCCUGGCGGAGGAAGAGGAGCGGCAAGGGGGCUCCAUGGUGAUGCCCACGUGCGACGUGCUCGAGGCGGGCAACCACACCCUCAGGAGGCUUGGCGCGAGCGUGGAUAGAUGCGCCUCGCCCUACUACACCCUACCCGAGAUUCACCCCAGCCAACUGGUGUACACCGAGGUUGACCCCGCAGAAGCAGCGGAGAAGCGGGAAAGAGAAGAGCGAGUAGCGGCUCGCCGCAAGAAGAAGCAAGAAGAAGCCAAGAAGAGCAACAGGGGGAGCGCAGGGCAGUCCUCGGGUGAUGGGGAAGAAGAUCACGGGGACGACGACGAGGAGGAGGAUAACUUUCUGGGAAUUUUCCUCUUUCUCAAGGGAGACUUCUUCAGCGUGGAGCUAGAGAACGCACUCACCUCCAUCAUGCCGGCGUACCCACGUGCUUGGGUGGUCAAGGCUAAUGCUCCGUCAUUUUUGAGGUGGAGGAGAGGCCGGGGGGGAGAGAGGCGCGGCGGCGGCGGGUGCCCGGUUUCGGAGAUGGAUCGUCAGGGCUUUGUUUCGAAGUAGGCGAGGUGGGGAUAGGGGGAGAGGUUAGCGAUUUUAGCCGAGAGCUGGCUCUGAGGUUUGUUUGCGGCGGAUACAGACAGCCUUUUUCGUCGACUACUUCCGUGUUUUCGUAUAUACAAAUGCGACCUGUUGUAACAUGGAUGGCGCUUUUUCGCCAUUGGAUAGGAAGAUGGAGAGAGCGCGAUGGGGAGAUGCAGAGAUAGGUGAGGGAGAGGAGGGUAGGGCAUGCCCUUUUCAAGCCAGUCAACCUUGAGAUCUUGGUGUUCUUUUCCCCGUCAUGCGGUACUUUGAAAAAUGCCAACCCGACCUCGGACUUUCGUCGUGUUUGGUAUUUGGCAUGUAUAGUGCGUGCAAAACGUGUGUGCAGAUAACAUGUUUGUGGGUGUAUAUGCUCCGGUUUUUGUAGCUGCGGUGGAUAGAUCGCACUCUCGCCGACCGGAGGACCAGUCGCAACAACAAUUGUGUGUAGCAUAUUUUCUGAGAACGCCACAGCAGUGGCAAGCAAUGACGGACGGACAAAAGAAAGCGCCCGCACUCAAGAACCUCUGGUAUGCAUACUAGUUUCGGAUGAGGCUUGGGGUUCUUAGUUCAUCUUGUGGGCUACAAGUGGCCGCCGAUAUGUAGGUUGUAGUGUACGGGUUCUUCACCGAGCUCACGAAUAGUGCCUAGUUCUCAAGCACGGCCGCUGUUUUCCUGUCUGGGACGGAAGCUGGAAGCCGCAACUUGAUUGAGCGGUCAAAGGGUGUCUUGGACGCGGUCUACAGCAGUAGUCACUCAAGGGUGUAGGCCUCGCGCCUGUCUCUCCGUGACAAC
Molecule: messenger RNA, 1792 nt
Organism: Ectocarpus sp. CCAP 1310/34
Lineage: Eukaryota; Phaeophyceae; Ectocarpales; Ectocarpaceae
Source: the annotation of a GenBank genome assembly